UUGCACUGUUGUCAAAUUUCUUGAUAGCAGAGUGCGUUAUCAUUUCGUUAUCAAAAGCUUAAUUGCAUUUUAAAAUGAAUGGGUUAUAGAGUAUUUACUGAGCAUUUAACAUUUAAUAUACAUCUUAAAUUUUAUUUAAAAACAAGUCGUCAUCUAACUAAAUUAAGUUUCUUUAGAAACCACAUAUACAUACUUCAAAGGUAAUAAAUAAUUUAAUUACCGAAAAUCAAUAACAUAUCAUUUGAUACCGAUAUGGAAUUCACACUCAAUAUUUUCACCUUGAACUGUUGGGGUAUACCAGUGGUGUCUAAGAAUAAGAAAGAAAGAUAUGAAGCUAUAUCUACAUACUUAUUAAAAAGCGAACAUAAUAUAGUAUGUUUGCAAGAAGUUUGGAGUGAAAAAGAUUACCUAUAUUUAAAGGAGAACCUAAAGAAUGUACUCCCAUAUUCUUACUACUUUUACAGUGGAGUUCUAGGUUCAGGUCUCUGUGUAUUUUCUAAAUGGGUAAUCCAAGAUGUCUUCUUCCAUCAGUGGCCCUUGAAUGGGUACAUACACAAAAUACAUCAUGGUGACUGGUUUGGAGGAAAAGGUGUGGGUCUCUGUCGGAUCAAGUUUGGGGAGAGACUCAUCAAUGUCUAUUGCACACAUCUUCACGCAGAAUACCACGAAGACGACAUGUAUCUAGCUCAUCGUGUGCUUCAGGCAUACUCAACAGCAGAGUUCGUCAAAUUAACAUCAUCACCAGCUGAUGUUUCUAUACUAGCUGGAGAUUUAAAUACUGCACCCGGGGAUUUGUCUUAUAAGAUAAUAUCCCAACUGCCAUCUCUUCUUGAUCCAUAUAACAUGAAGUUUGAAGGGACCAAUCCUUUAAUAGCUAAAGCAUCUGGUACAAGUGAUAACCUCAACAAUAGCUAUUCGGAUCCUAAACAAGUAAAGGCAUAUCCUGAAGGGAAACGUAUAGAUCAUAUAUUAUUCCAUACUAACCAUUCUUGGGAGGCCCGUGUCGUGAAUUUCGGUAAUCCGUUACCAGAUAGAGUUCCAGAACAACAGUUUUCUUACUCUGAUCACAAUGCAGUCUCGCUUGAGUUACACCUAAAACCUUGUGAACAAAAAUUAAACCAGAGACAAGAGAGUGUAGACAGUGCAUUUCAAGAAACUAUCACUCAAGCGAUCAAAGUUUGCAGGGAUGCCACAACAAAUUUAUCGAAAUCAAAAAAGCUGUAUUUACUCAGCGGCGGUUUAAUAUUCAUGUUUUUGUUAGGUUCAGUAGGUUUCUGGCCUAACUUUCUUAUUUAUGAUGUACUGAAACUUCUUAUUACAGCCUUAUGCUUCUACAAUUUAGUAAUGGGAUCUCUAUGGAAUCAAAUUGAAAUGAACAGUUUGAAAGCUGGUCUGAAUGCCUUAGAGAAUUUCAUUCAAACAAGAAAUGAUACAAAACCCGAAGACAUCAAUAAAGAGGAUGUUAAAAACAAAUGACACGCGGAAAUAUUUUUUAUUAAAACUAAUGUUUGGAACUGAGCUAAUAAAUCCGUACUAAUGAGAUUAAUAGAGGAUAUAUUUUAUGAAUUUUAAAUAUACAUUAUUUAUACAUAUAGUAACUUAUUAUAAAUAAAUUAUCUUGAUAUCACAUCACUUUUAUACAAUAUCAGCACUGUGUUAUAUCUUAUUAAAAAUGAAUGUAGGAUAAAGCUUUAAUAUAAGUAAAAACUUUACCCACACAGUGGCCUCAACCUAGUAUUAUCCCGAGUAAUGGAUACUGGUCGUACUAAACUACACUCGAAAAUACAAUUUUUCACAUAGAUACUGCUUCGACCCGGUAUUGGGGUUUGACUGCUCAUUUUCUACAACAAUAAAUCAUUAAAAACCAUAGUUUCAUUAAGGUUUAAUGUAACAAAAAAUUUUUACUUGAAAUUUCUUGAAUGUACAUUUAUUUUAUUAGCACCUAAUUGUAAGUCAAAUUUUAACAGCCACUAGCAAAUCGCACUGGUGCCAAAUGAAUAUCGAUUAAGUUAAUUGAUGUUGCGGAAAUUAUAGAACAAAUGAAUGAAUCUAGGAGAACGUAAAUAGUUUUUGUUUUAUCUUUUUAGUGGGUUUAAUUAAAACUACUAUAACAGUUUGUUCCCGCGAUUGCACAUACUUCAUAAUCAUUCCUUUAUUAAAGAAUCCAAAAGCAAAUUAAAUUGCAAUAAAUACUAUGCUAAUAUUCUUUUGAACAUUUACUAAUUUAUAUCACGCUCAAACAUGAACAAGGCACAAUUUGUACUUAACUUGAAGGAUGAACUAGGUGUUUUCCUUGGUAAUUAUAAUUUAAAAAAAAACAACAGAAAAUUUAAUUGUAUUUAAUGAUCUUUAGCAACGGUGGGCUUUUAUAGUAAAAAAAGAUUGCAGCCUAUUUUUAAACCUAGUACAACAUCAUAUCUGUGCCUCUACAAUAAACAAUGUAAACACUUACCAGGCAAUAAAAACGAAUGUAACUGAUAUAAUUUUAUAUGAAAUCAAUUUUUAAUCGUGCUAUUGAAAAAUGUGUAUGAUGUGUAAUCAUGUAGUAAUUAAAAAAUAUUCAAAUAAAUAAAAUUUAUUAAAA
Molecule: messenger RNA, 2584 nt
Organism: Bombyx mori (domestic silkworm)
Lineage: Eukaryota; Metazoa; Arthropoda; Insecta; Lepidoptera; Bombycidae
Gene: nSMase
Product: putative neutral sphingomyelinase
Exons: 6
Coding region: 253-1476 (407 amino acids)
Molecular function (GO): sphingomyelin phosphodiesterase activity
Source: RefSeq, a predicted model, not a curated record